This is a messenger RNA of Daucus carota subsp. sativus, 1856 nucleotides long. Its product is annotated as nuclear/nucleolar GTPase 2. Lineage: Eukaryota; Viridiplantae; Streptophyta; Magnoliopsida; Apiales; Apiaceae. Gene Ontology annotation, molecular function: GTP binding. The record is from RefSeq and is a predicted model, not a curated record. Gene Ontology annotation, cellular component: nucleolus. Bases 111 to 1718 code for a protein of 535 amino acids. The transcript has 12 exons.
CCCACAUAUCCCGCAUCAAUUUAAUUGCAGAAACUAUAAAACCUUUUCCCCUGCACAAACCCUAGUUCCUCUUCUUCAUCGUCUCAACUCGCUCCUCUCAACUCAGAACGAUGGGAAAAAAGCGAGAGAAGUCGGUGAACGUCUCGGGAAAGCCGAAGCAUUCGCUCGAUGCCAACAGAGACAAUGGCGGUAGCGCAUCUAAAGGCGGCGCAUCCAAAGGCGGCCGUUCCGCGGCCACUGUGCGGCGUCUUAAGAUGUACAAUACGCGCCCCAAGCGUGACUCCAAGGGAACUAUUCUUAAGCAUGAUUUGCAGUCCAAGGAGUUGCCGUCUACUCGUAUUCAGCCCGAUCGUCGCUGGUUCGGCAACACACGAGUUGUUGGUCAGAAAGAGCUCGAGUUUUUCCGGGGUGAGCUCGAGAGUCGCUUAUCAAACAACUAUAAUGUGAUUUUAAAAGGGACAAAAUUGCCCAUGUCGCUUUUAACUGACCAUCAGAAGCAAGCACGAGUUCAUCUUCUUGACACAGAGCCCUUCGCUGAUGCAUUUGGGCCGAAAAGGAAGCGGAAGCGUCCAAAGCUAGUGGUCUCAGAUUACGAGGCAUUAGCCAAAAAGGCUGAUGGUUCUCAAGAUGCCUUCGAAGAGAAAUAUCCUUCCACUGCCUUUGAAGCAAGUGAAGAUGGAUUUAGAGAUCUGGUUAGGCAUAAUGUGUUUGAUAAAGGUCAAAGUAAGCGGAUAUGGGGAGAGCUUUACAAAGUGUUAGAUUCAUCAGAUGUUGUUAUUCAGGUCUUGGAUGCUAGGGAUCCUCAGGGUACAAGAUGCUAUCACCUGGAAAAGCAUUUGAAAGAGAAUUGCAAGCACAAACACAUGAUCCUUCUUUUAAAUAAGUGUGAUCUGGUUCCUGCUUGGGUAACAAAAGGCUGGCUAAGGGUUCUAUCAAAGGAAUAUCCUACUCUGGCGUUCCAUGCGAGCGUUAACAAGUCAUUUGGCAAGGGGUCACUUCUAUCCGUGCUGAGACAAUUCUCUCGUUUAAAAAGUGACAAGCAAGCAAUAAGUGUGGGAUUUGUUGGAUAUCCUAAUGUUGGGAAGUCAUCAGUCAUCAACACUUUACGAACGAAAAAUGUAUGCAGGGUGGCUCCUAUUCCUGGAGAGACUAAAGUUUGGCAAUACAUUACACUUACGAAGAAAAUCUUUUUGAUCGACUGUCCUGGAGUUGUUUACCAAAGCAAUGACUCUGAAACUGAUAUUGUGUUAAAGGGCGUGGUUCGUGUCACAAACUUGCCUGAUGCUGCUGAGCACAUUGGUGAAGUACUGAGACGUGUGAAAAAGGAGCAUUUAGAAAGAGCUUACAAAAUAAAGGAAUGGGAGGACGAUAAUGAUUUUCUGGUCCAGCUCUGCAGACUCACCGGCAAACUUUUGAAGGGAGGUGAACCUGACUUGAUGACUGCAGGGAAGAUGAUUCUCCAUGAUUGGCAGAGAGGCAAGAUACCUUUCUUUGUGCCACCACCAAAGCUAGAAGAAGAGUCAUCUACGGAACCUGCUGGGCCAGGUCUGGAGCAGGACAAGGUGAUAGAGGAUGAUCAGCAGGCAGCAGCUAGAAAGGCGAUUGCAGAUGUUAUAUCUUCGCAGCAGCUAAAAGAAGUACCCGUUCAAGAGGAGCUCUUCAGUGAGACUGAAUUAAGAGGGGAAACAACUGAGCCGUGUCCAGCCACGAGUUCCUAAACUUUUGUCGAACACUUGCCGGACUAAAAUUUUAAAGUACAUGUGCUUUUCUUUUUAUUCAGAGAGUUAUACUUGAUGCUAUGUCAGAUAAUUUUUUGUAAGCACCUGAUUUAUAUCUUUAUUUAUACGUUAGCAGCA